UUGAGAAGCGUGGGGCAGAGUGCGAGUGAGAUGAUCGGAGGGAGCAAACAGCAGCAGCAGCAGCACUGCGCAGUGUGCGUUCAACCAGAGAGAGAGGCAGACAACUUAUUGGAUACACACACACACGCGUAGAGACACACGUACCGUAUACGUGUACACACACACACAUUGGCACACCGACACAUAGACGCGCGUGGAGAGACACACGCUCACACACGUGUCGUCUUACACGCAGGUCGUGCGCGUGCACGACAUCACACAUGCACGCGUAAAGCAACACGCAUGUAGAUACACACACGUACGUACACAUAUACAUUAAACGUGCACAUGUAAUAAUAAGUACAUACAUACAGACACACAGAGAGACACGUGCGUAUGUGUGUAAAUAUUACACAAACUUACACGCGCACAUUUGUCACACACACGCGCGCGCGUAAAACACAGAUAGACAGACGCACACACACACACGCAGACAUAGACGCAAUCGUAUAUAAAGAAACGCAUACAUACACACGGACACAUAACGGCUGGCUACGCACGGUGUGAAAGAAGAAGGUCAACUUACACAACUACUGACACACGGACGGACGGACCCAUGAAUCGCUUGGGAUCUAGCAGCCAGGGAGAAGGAGACGCGAUGGUGAACGGAGGAGCGUGCGAAGGAGACGGAGACAUCGACUCUUUCGAGUACAACAGAUUCGGAAUCUCGGACGGCGCCGGCUGCUCGCGGUGCCGCAGGAAGUGCGCGCUGAAGACGGCGAUCGCCCUGCUGUGCGGCCUGUGCUCCCUGCUGUCGAUCAUCCUCGCCGUCAUCAGCUACACGGUGUUCCAGCGGAUCGACGGCGUGGCGACGGUCAUGACCGCCGAGGACCUGACGUUGAGGGAGCGGCUGGACGCCUUCGGGACGAAGCUGGAGACGCUGGACAAGCUCGUGCAGAACAAAGAGAAAUCCAUCGGCGACGCGUUGUUGCAUUGGCGGCAGGACGUCGACACGCUCAAGGAGUCGACGCAGCAGCUGCAGGACCGCCUCGACCUGGCGGCGCUCGGCACGCAGCGGCUGGGCCACAUCGGCCAGCGCGUGCAGGCCCUGGAGGAGGCCACGGGGCUCGCCGGGGACCCCACGGCGGCCGCCUCGAGCCGCGCGGGCCUGGAGGCCCUGCAGCGCUGGAGCUGGGAGGCCAACGCGACGCUGCUGUCGCUGCGCGGCCUGCCCUCGCGCGUCGACGAGCUGGCCGCGAACGUCUCGGCCGCGGCGGCGGACGGCGCCGACGGGCGGGACGAGCUGGCGGGCCGGCUGGACGACCUCCGGAGCAACGCGUCGUCCGCGGCGGAGGCCCUCCGGCUCGCCGACCUGGCGGCCGAGGAGCGCGGGCGGGAGCUGGAGGCGCUCGCGCGGGAGGCCCGUGCGGCCGCGGAGGAGGCGGCGCGUUUGUGGCGGCCCGCGGUGGCGGCGCUGAACCGGACGGCGACGCGCGCCCAGGAGUCGUGGCAGAGGGAGCGGGCCAAGCUCGCGCAGGGCCUCGCGGGCGCGCAGCAGGACGUGGCGCGGCUCGAUGGCGCCUUCCGCGUCCUGCGCAAGGACUGGAGCGGCGCCCGGCAGGCGCUGACGGAGCGGGUGGACGCCGGGUACCGCAACGUGUCGCUGUUCGUGGACGAGGUGCGGCUGCUGCUGCAGGAGCACGGCGACAAGGUGCGCAACAUCACGGUGCUGAACGGUCUGCCCGGCUCCCCGGGCCUCAAGGGCGACCAGGGAGAGCAGGGCCCGGCGGGCAUCCCUGGCCCCGUGGGCCCGAAGGGCGACCCGGGCCUACUCGGCGAGACGGGGGCCACGGGCCCCAAGGGAGAGAUGGGCGACAAAGGCCAGCCGGGCCCCAUCGGCCUACCCGGGCAGAAGGGCAUGAAGGGAUCGAAGGGGUCGAGGGGCUCCACGGGGCCUGUCGGACCGCAGGGCCUCCUCGGGCCCAAGGGCAGCCAGGGCCUGAAGGGGCCGAGGGGAUUCCCCGGGGAACAGGGGCCUGGCGGAGCGCCCGGCAUGCAGGGCCCCCCCGGUGAUCCCUACGACCCCAAGAGCGAAGCCUGCAAGGGCUUCGGGCCGUACUUCAACGGCAGCUGCUACUCCAUGUCCAACAUGAGGAUGAACUGGACCCUGGCCAACGAGUCGUGCAUGGCGAUGCAGUCGCACCUCGUCAUCAUCAGCUCCAAGGAUGAGCAGACGUGGCUGGUGUCCAAGACGAUGGGGCACUUUGUGUACAUCGGCCUGCACGACACCAUGGUGGAGGGCAACUGGGAGUGGGUGGACGGCACCAAGCUCGGCGGCCCCACCUUCUGGGCGGAUGGCCAGCCCGACAACUGGGCGCUGUCAUUGAACGGGCGCGAAGACUGCGCGGGCUUCACCUUCGGCGGGAAGUGGAACGACUUCCCCUGCUCCAUGGAGAUUCACUUCGUGUGCGAGAGGGACGUGGACUUGGCAAUGGUUGUGUAGGUGGAGGGUGUGGAGGGCUUUUACCCCUAAUAAUGAACAGCGAUGCACUCCCCCCCCUCCCGUGCCUUCCCCCACCCCCACACCGCCCAAGAGUUCAGAGAUAGCUCCUUGGCGGGGGACGAGGACGCGGUCUUGAGUUUCCGUUCAAGAGAUCGUCAGCAUCUUCGUCAUCGCCGCUUCCUUCCCCAGACCAGGUCUCCAGCAGCAGUUUGCACACUCACUCGACGCCUGGUGCUCGCCGUGCUCUCCCACACUCUCACCGGCGCGUCGAUUGGGCCGAUUGAACGCCGAGAGGUUGCCAUCGCCUAACUUGUUGGUGCAGGCCCAUUAACUCUCAUGGGGGCUGGUUUAAAACUAAAAAAAGCAAACGAUGGUCCCGGAAAUUCUGUGACCCGGCUCCAUGUGGCUAAUCGAGUGUGCGGGCAGUUGCAACUGCAGCGGGGCCCACGGGCCAAAGGGGCCCCCCAAGGCACCGAGAUGCUACGGAGAGGGCAGAAAAUUGGACCAAGCCACUCGUGCCAAGCUCGAUACACAAGCCACUAAGGUUGUGCGGGUUGGGGGGUGGUGAUGUGGUGAGGGGGCGGGGGCUACCUGGAGCGAAACUGAGCCACAUUGACCUUGGGACUGUAACAAGAGUCGACAGGCCGGAAGCACAGGGUUCCCAGAUCAGAGGUUUGAUAUCUCGAUCGAGGCUUGUAAAAAAAGGCUGCACUUUUGAGAGCAGCAGAGUUGAGAAGUGAUGGAGACGAGACGAGCUUGAGAGAGCAACUCGGACCUUGUGCGCCCGAGGACAUCAAUUUUCAAAGUGUUUUUGGGUGCUUUGCUGAGCUGGCCGACUUGGGCAUUCAAUCGUUAUCAAUGACACAUCUAAGCUCG
Molecule: messenger RNA, 3358 nt
Organism: Lethenteron reissneri (Far Eastern brook lamprey)
Lineage: Eukaryota; Metazoa; Chordata; Hyperoartia; Petromyzontiformes; Petromyzontidae
Product: collectin-12-like
Source: RefSeq, a predicted model, not a curated record